Molecule: messenger RNA, 1767 nt
Organism: Glycine soja
Lineage: Eukaryota; Viridiplantae; Streptophyta; Magnoliopsida; Fabales; Fabaceae
Product: calcium/calmodulin-regulated receptor-like kinase 1
Exons: 8
Coding region: 318-1595 (425 amino acids)
Biological process (GO): protein phosphorylation
Molecular function (GO): ATP binding; protein kinase activity
Source: RefSeq, a predicted model, not a curated record
UAUCUCCCUCUUCACCUUAUUUUCGAGUAAAUUUAUAGUACUUUGCAAAGUCUUCCUUGAUAGAAAGCAGUUGAGAAGUGGGAACUGGUGCACCAAAAUGUCUUUUUUGCAUUUUUCUUACCCCUGAGAAACAAAGAUUGUUUUAAAUUGUGGUCGCAACCACAAUUUUGUCCCCAUCUUUGACAUUGCAGGAAAUUACAGACAAAUGUGGUCAAUGCAACUACAAUUGCAGUCACGGAGAUCUCAAGAUUGUUUGUAAAAUUGCGGUACAAGGGCAGACACUGAUGUAGCAAGGAUAUAUUCUUACUUUGCAUGAGAUGAACUGGCCUACCUUAACUUUCACAAUAGGAAUUUGCAUAGGCUUUGUGGUUGGGGUGAGUUUGGCAUUAUCGAUUGUAUCCUGCGUCAUACGUGGAAGGAAGCGCACAGACAUUGAGAGGAGCAGUUCUCACAGUGCAGUGACCAUUCCUGUUCAGGUCCAAGUGGUUGAUUCUAACUCAACAUUAUCAGAGGGUCAGGAAUCACCCAGAACAUCUGAGUGGAGUAACACAUCUAUAUGGUUGGAAAGACUUAGGAGGAAUAGUUCAGUGUCAGCAUGUGGAAUUCCCAAGUAUUUUUACAAAGAUAUACAAAAGGCUACUUCUAAUUUCACAACCAUCAUAGGCAAUGGAGCAUUUGGUCCUGUUUAUAAAGCGCAGAUGGAUACAGGUGAGACAGUUGCUGUUAAAGUUCUUGGCACUAAUUCAAGGCAAGGGGAACAGGAGUUUUUAACUGAGCAGGUUUUAUUACUUGGAAGAUUACAUCACAAAAGCCUUGUGGAUUUGGUGGGAUAUGUGGCAGAAAGAGGAAAACAUAUGCUUCUUUACAUUUACAUGAGCAAUGGCAGUCUUGAUUCCCAUUUAUAUGCUGAUUUGGGAAAAAAUCACAAGCCAUUGAGCUGGGAUUUGAGGCUUAGCAUAGCGCUAGAUGUUGCAAGAGGACUGGAAUAUCUACAUCAUGGGGCUUCUCCACCUGUUGUGCACCGUGACAUCAAAUCUUGCAAUAUACUGUUGGACCAGUCUAUGAGAGCCAAGGUCACUGAUUUUGGGCUUUCCAGACCAGAGAUGAUCAAACCUCGCACAUCAAAUGUCAGAGGAACUUUUGGAUAUGUUGAUCCCGAGUAUUUGUCUACAAGAACCUUCACUAAGAAAAGCGAUGUUUAUAGUUUUGGUGUGCUACUGUUUGAACUUAUCACUGGCAGGAAUCCACAGCAAGGGCUCAUGGAAUAUGUAAAACUAGCAGUCAUGGAAAGCGAGGGUAAGGUUGGAUGGGAAGAAAUUGUGGACCCACAAUUAAAUGGAAAAUAUGAUGUGCAUAAUCUUCAUGACAUGGCUUCACUUGCAUUCAAAUGUGUUAAUGAAGUCUCCAAAAGCCGACCUUCGAUGUGCGAAAUUGUUCAAGAAUUAUCUCAGAUUUGUAAGAGGCAAAUUAAAGAUCAUGGUGGAACAUCUCCUGCUGCAUUGAAGGAAGUGUCCAUUGAAGUGGGCCAGACUGAAAUUCAGGACUUCUCAUCAAUUGAGAGUUCAAAGAUGGUGCGCAGAUUGCAUAGCCGAUGAUCUUUAAGGCUCUGCUAGUGCUUUUGGAUGUGUGAAUAUCUGCGUUCUAUUUUGUUUACUUAGUCAACAAUAUUACUUCUUUACCAUACUGGGAUUAUGAAAUAGAUGAUUGCAUAGCCGAUUAAUCUUUAUGAAUCUGCUAGUGCUUUUGGAUGAUUAAAUAUCUGCUUUA